AUGCGUGAGGUAGCUGAUGACCUGGAUACAGGACAUUACCUACCUCACCACGCGGUACGAAAGGAAUCAAGUGCGACCACAAAAAUACAGGUAGUUUUCGACGCUUCGGCAAAGGGCACCACAGGUAUAUCGUUAAACGACGCGUUAUUAACAGGCCCAACGAUACAGGACACAUUAUUUUCUAUUUUACUCAGAUUUCGGUCACACACAUACGUAAUAACCGCGGACAUUGAAAAAAUGUACCGACAGAUAAAGGUACACCACGACGACAGAAAGUUCCAAAAAAUCCUGUGGCGAGAAUCUAUGGACAAACCCAUUAAAACCUUUGAAUUGAACACUGUAACAUAUGGCACCGCUUCCGCACCAUUUCUGGCCGUUCGAUGUUUACGACAAUUAGCAGAAGAUGAGUCGAAAGAUUUGCCAAUAGCCGCAAAAAUAUUCAAAGGAGAUUUUUAUGUGGACGAUUUGCUCACAGGCGCUUCUAGCCUCGAAGCAGCAUUCGAAGCAAGAGAUCAAAUAAUCGCAUUAGCUUCACGGGGAGGUUUCCACUUGCGACAGUGGACCUCUAAUGACACUCGUUUGAUUACUGAUUUACAAGCUAAAAAUCAGCAGGAUACACUGUGUCUAGAUCCAUCGGAAACAAAAAAAACGUUAGGGAUAUUUUGGAAUCCAUUAGACGAUAAAAUCAUUUACAAAAGCGAACCCUUCUCGAGACAAACACAUAUUACCAAGAGAACACUCCUCUCACAAAUUUCACAAUUAUUCGACCCACUUGGGCUACUCGGGCCAAUUAUUAUAAGUGCCAAGAUUAUCAUGCAGCAACUAUGGAAGGCAGCUAUUGGCUGGGAUGACAACGUUCCCCAACCAAUACAACAAUCAUGGUUAAACAUAAAAAACGAAUUGCAUGUGCUAAGCAAUUUUUCGGCUCCACGAGGAAUAAUUACAACACAGAUGAUACAGCUACAGCUCCACGGGUUUUGUGAUGCCAGUGAGAGCGCGUAUGGCGCAUGUAUCUAUAUUAGAUCAACAAAUAAGGAGGGAAAACACGCAGUGCAUUUAUUGUGUGCGAAAUCACGCGUUGCACCGGUAAAGACAGUAUCCCUACCGCGCCUCGAGCUUUGCGCAAGCAGACUUCUUGUCAAUCUGUACAAGGAGGUCAAAGGGUCGCUAACAAACGUAAAUAUCGAUAAGGUCAGAUUUUGGUCGGACUCGACCAUCGCGUUACACUGGAUCAAAACUCCACCACACAUGCUCAAAGCUUUCGUAGCGAACAGGGUUAGCGACAUCCAAACAGAAACCGACCCUCAAGAUUGGUUCCAUGUUUCGACCGUAGACAAUCCCGCAGACUUCAUCUCCAGAGGUCAAUUACCGUCGCAAUUCAUUCAAAAUGGUCUAUGGUUAAACGGCCCGUGCUGGCUAACAAGGGAUAGUGCCUUUUGGCCAGUUAAUAACAUAGAACCUAUACACGUACCAGAGAAAAAACAGGUCAUUGCCCUACCCGCCCAGACAAAUGUCGGAGGAUUACUACAAAAAUAUUCAUGUAUUGAGCAUUUAAAUAAAAUAGUCGCAUACAUACUACGUUUUGCAAAUAACAUAAAAAAGGAUAAUAGUAAAGUCACCGGAACCCUGUCACCGCAAGAAAUUCGUGCCGCGCACAAUCGAAUUAUACAAGUAACACAAUGUGAAGCAUUUAGUAUUGAAAUACACAAUUUAAAAAGGGGUAAACCGCUAAAUAGGAAAACUAGGCUACUAAGCUUAAACCCAUUCAUCGACGACAGCGGUAUCCUUAGGGUCGGGGGUAGAUUAAAACACGCGCCGCUCAGGUAUGGUCAAAAACACCCAAUUAUACUACCGCACCGGCACCAGGUAACUGACUUGAUCAUUAGACAAGCGCAUUUACGUCACUGGCAUGCUGGUACACAGGCCACUUUAUACGCAGUCAGACAACAAUACUGGCCAAUAAAUG
Habropoda laboriosa is the source of this 1966-nucleotide messenger RNA. RefSeq lists its product as uncharacterized. The record is from RefSeq and is a predicted model, not a curated record. The annotation marks the transcript as partial. The transcript has a single exon. Lineage: Eukaryota; Metazoa; Arthropoda; Insecta; Hymenoptera; Apidae.